This is a messenger RNA of Gregarina niphandrodes, 1278 nucleotides long. Its product is annotated as AAR2 protein. NCBI's taxonomy places the organism in Eukaryota, Apicomplexa, Conoidasida, Eugregarinorida, Gregarinidae. The record is from RefSeq and is a predicted model, not a curated record. The transcript has 3 exons. Gene Ontology annotation, biological process: spliceosomal tri-snRNP complex assembly. The coding region runs from base 1 to 1278 and encodes 425 amino acids.
AUGCAAGCUAAGUAUCGUGUGCAAGCUAUCUAUCAUUUGCGAAUGGACAGCAAGGCCUCGGAUGGAGGCGGCGUGGUGCUCUUGGAGAUGCCGGAAGACGUGUUAAUCGGUUUGGAUUUUACUGUAUGGAAGCCUGAUGAUGUGGACUGUUUCUGCAUCAGCGGGAUCUUAAACGGUCCCCAUUUCUUGUCUUGGGAACGGCCCGAGAAAGGACUGAAGGAGGGUGAGAUGUUGUGGCUCCGAAGGCGCCAAGUGGUUGUGUACAAGUGGGACCGUGGGCUAGAGUUGUUUCUGAGAGUCAACGAUGAAGACGAGGUAGCAAGAUAUCAGAGUGGCCAUGACGACUUGAGCCUGCUGCGGAAGGCCGUCAUAUACACAUCCCCUACAGAGCGAACUUGGCACGCACUGACGUAUGCAAUCGUGCCGCCUAUUAUCCGGCUGGUGCAGUCAGAGCGACUUUUGCAGCACAAAAGACUCCGAGAAUACGAUACCAGACCCGCUGACCAGCACCAGCCCCACGGUCAGGGAUCUCAACCGGUGAAGAACCCCGUCGUCGGGAGCGACGAGAACGAUGAUACUGACGGAGAAGACGAGUUUCCUUACUCUGAGAAUAGGGCCAAGACUGGUAGCGCUCCAGAGUCUUGCGAUGAACGCCUAGUGGGCCUACUGGCCCAAGGCGAGCUUGAUUGGACGAACGUGCCCCCGAAGGAUGUCAAACAAGCCAGUGACCCCCGGCUGGUGUCUCAGUCGGCGCUCAACUCGUCCGGCCGAGUUGCGACCUGGAUCGACUGGUGCUAUAGUCGCGCCAAGGAAGCUAAAAUGCAUCCAGUGGACAUUCACACCUGGGAAAUGGUUGCUGAUACCUGUCAGCUGUCUCCGUCACAGACCCUCUGGCUAGGGGAACUGCAGCUAGCAUACAUCACCUUCCUCCUUGGGGCGAAUCUCGGGGCAUUUGAACACAUGAAACAGUACUAUCUCAUCUGCCCCUUCGCAGACGAUCUCUUCCAGAGCCGUCUAGGAUACCACUGGAUGCUCAAUCUCACCCUGCAACUGCAGCAGACGCCAGACGACUUCGUCAAGGCGGAUAUCACCAAGGGGAACUUCAUGAUUGCCGCAGCACUCGAAAGCAUCGAAUUCGCUAACGAACUGGAACAGGCUCCAGGGGAUGUGAAAAGCCAGACGCAGGCCCUCGGAGAUAUGGUCACGAAAAAGUUUGGAAUGUCAAUUCUCGAGCUCACCGAACUCCAAGCGGAUCGAAUAACAGUCACUGAUGAAUAA